GCCAAACGUGGGGUCCGACAUGGGUGUAUCUACCGCUGAAAUCCUCCCUGCUGUACCACGUUUUUCUCCAUCCCGUUCUGUGCGGUAACCCGUGCGCGCUUCUCUCUCCCACCUCUGCUCUGAUCGGCUCGCUGCAGCACCACUCCUCCCGAAGCAAAGCCCCAACAGAACAAACAUCUGCACUCUGCAGGAGUUCGCCACACGGCAAAGCUCGGGGAUCCCGUCCCCACCGACCGUGGAUCGCUCGCCGGCGGCGGCGACUGGGCUCGCGCGACGGGCACGGGCCUCGGUCGACCGGACGUGCUGCUUCCCGAGGUUGCUAGAGCCGCUCGCUUUAGAUCCAAAACUGCGCCCACUGUGCCGCGGCGUGCCAGUCUCAGACUGCAAUGAGCUUCCUUGCUUGACAGCUCGAAGCCAGUUUGGACACAUCAAGCAGUCAAGCUGCAUUUCACAGUGCUAUCGUCUACUGCUAUGUGCUGCUUAUUAUCCCGGUGGUUGGGUCAUGUCUUCUUGUGGUAGAUCCGCGUAGUUUUGCCUCGCUGCGGACGAGGCGUGCUUAGCUUUAUGAGAGCCACGCCGAUGUGGGUGGCGCCUGUCGGGGCGCGCGGCUAUUCUUCUUCUUCAUGGACGCCGUGAAGGGUGAGGUGAGGAAGGCUGCGGCGGCUCCGGCCGAUGGCGUACGGCGACGGCCUCUGGUGCCGUCCGAGAAGGGCAAUGCCGCUGCUUCAGCCGGCCGGAGAAGAGAGGCCGCCUUCAGGUUCAAGCCCGUGGCUCUACCGUCUGCUCUUGCAGCGAGGCGAUGCACGUCCCCGAGCCCCGGCCGGGCCUCGGCAGUCGAUGGCUCGGCACCAUGCAACAGAGCGCAGUCGGCUGACAGAGAAAGGCCUGCCGCGUCUUCAGCUGCUCCGUCUUCUCGGCUGAAGCCCUCCACCAUCGCCGCGGCAAGCUCCGUCACGCCGGCCCGUAACGCGGCCGCUGAGGCACACAUCACUCCUCCCCGUGCGACGAGCGCGAAGGCCCCUGACGGCUUCUGGGCAUCGGUGCGUAGCUCCUCUCCCUCGCUUCGGUCAGAGUCCGUGCCAGCCCCUGCCAAGAAGAUAGACAGGCUGGCCCGUGGCUUGCCUUCAGAGAUGGCAAAGGUCAAGGUGCAGGCAGGCGCUGCGGCUGAGAGGAAGAGGAGUCCUCUUAGAGGGAACACGAACAACAUCGGCGACCAAUGUGAGAAUGCACGGCCUUCCGAGGCCCCCUCCAAGAGGGUCGUUGAGCAACACCGGUGGCCUGCGAUGAUGACCGGCUGGGGCUCCGCCGGUAGUCUCACUUUGGGAAGCAUUACUCAAGCUGCUGACAAGGCUAGCAUAGCAAGCUCUUCGUCGAAUCCUUCAGGACGUUCUCCAAAGAGGGUGCAUCCAUCUGAAGGCACAGGCAAGUGUCUGAACCGACCGUCGAAUGAGAGGGCAAAGAGGGCGGCCAUUCACCGGAGCAGAAGAGAGGAUAAGACAGACUCAGGCAGUGAUGCCUCGUCGCAAACGUCCGAAAGCUCUAAAUCCGCAUGUCGCCCGAGCAGGGCCAUUUCUUCACCUGUCCCAAUUCUGCACCGAUCAUCGUCACCGAGCAAGGUUUCGUCAGCUGCAUCCUCUACUUCCGGGUCCUAUCAGAGUCCAUCGCGGAUGAGGCCUUCAGCACCUUGCCGAUCAAAAUGUGCUUCAGCUACUCAAUCAUGUGCUGCACAGCCUGUUUUUAACUAUAUAGUUGAUACGCGAAAAGGGAAGAAAAAUGCAGGCCAGAUUGAGAAUAUCCACCAACUACGUCUGCUGCAUAAUACAUACCUGCAGUGGCGCUUUGUAAAUGCACAUUCAGAAGCUACACCAUCAUUCCGGGAAAAUAGUGUUGAGAGCAUUCUGUAUAGUGUUUGGAAAAGUAUCGUGACACUGCGAGAUGCUUUAACCGUAACAAGAAUUGACGUGCGACUCCUGCAGCAAGAGCUGAAGCUGUAUUACAUUCUAACAGAGCAGAUUACUUAUCUUGAGCAAUGGCCGGUACUAGAAGAAGAGAACAGCAGUACUUUAGUUGAGGUGAUCGAGGCUCUUAAAGCAAGCACGAUGCGCCUUCCAGUUACAUCACGAGCACAAGUUGAUGCAGUUGCAGUUAAAAAUGCUAUCAGUUCAGCUGUUGAUGUUAUGCAAGCUUUGAGUUCCUCGAUUUGCUACUUGCAAUCAAAGGUUGAAGAUAGGACAUCUUUGGUUUCUGAACUUUCGGUUAUGGCAAGACAAGAAAAGCUCGCUCUUGAUGAAUGCAGAGAGCUCUUAGCAUCAGCAGCAAAAAUGCAGGUACAGGAGGCCAGCCUUCGCACGCAUCUGAUGCAACUGAGGGAGGGAGUUGCAGGAUGAACCGAUAAGCUGAAGAAAUUGACUGACAGGCUGACAGCAACAUCACUCUAGCCUGGGAAACGAAACAGGAAUCUGUAGAGAUAAGUACAUACCAACACUACACUACACGUACAGUUACCACACAUAUUUCCUGACCUUGGUGAUCAGUUCACGGCGCGAUGCUCUGCAGCUAACCUCAGCUCACGGUGCUUAGAAAUGACAGGGAGGGCUUCGUCAGGUGUAAAUGGUUUUAUUCCUUUUUUAGAUAAAUGGUUUUAUUCCUGGGGAAAGAAAAGAUGUAAAAGGUUUUCACAGUACAGUAAAUCGUCAUUUUCUCUCU
Phragmites australis (common reed) is the source of this 2706-nucleotide messenger RNA. Its product is annotated as AUGMIN subunit 8-like. The record is from RefSeq and is a predicted model, not a curated record. NCBI's taxonomy places the organism in Eukaryota, Viridiplantae, Streptophyta, Magnoliopsida, Poales, Poaceae. Gene Ontology annotation, cellular component: cytoplasm; centrosome; nuclear microtubule. Gene Ontology annotation, biological process: spindle assembly; centrosome cycle. Gene Ontology annotation, molecular function: microtubule binding. The transcript has 8 exons. Bases 624 to 2387 code for a protein of 587 amino acids.